AGCAGAGCAAUUCCUCCCAUUCAAUGAAUAUGUCUUCUCACACAUCCUCAUCCCACCAAUCCACUCCCUCUCUGAUUCACAACAACCCCUCUCCUUCUCCCCAUCUCCGUCCUCACUCCGCCGCGACAUUGGCGGCGUUUCUCGUGAUUUCUCCAAGAGUCCGCCGCUCCUUUGAUGGCGGACAUCGUCAAGCACAUCCUCGCGAGGCCCAUUCAGUUGGCGGACCAGGUGGUGAAGAAUGCCGACGGCGUCUGCUCCUUCCGGGGCGAGUGCCUCGAGAUUAAGGCCAAGACGGAGAAGCUCCUCGGACUCCUCCGCCAGGCGGCGCGUGCCAGCAGCGAUCUGUACGAGCGCCCCACGCGCCGCAUCAUCGACGACACCGAGCAGGUCCUCGACAAGGCGCUCACGCUCAUCUUCAAGUGCCGCGCCAGCGGUUUGAGUAAGGUGUUCACCAUCAUCCCCGCCGCCGCCUUCCGGAAAACCUCCCAGCAGCUCGAGAAUUCCAUCGGCGACGUCUCCUGGCUCCUCCGCGUCUCCACCCCGGCCGACGACCGCGACGACGAGUACCUCGGUCUCCCCCCGAUCGCCGCCAACGAGCCGAUCCUCUGCCUCAUCUGGGAACAGGUCGCGAUCCUCUGCUCCGGAUCCUUGGAGGAACGCUCCGACGCGGCGGCGUCGCUCGUCUCCCUGGCCCGCGACAACGACCGCUACGGGAAGCUGAUCAUCGAGGAAGGCGGCGUCCCGCCGCUCCUGAAACUGGCCAAGGAAGGACGGUUAGAGGGCCAGGAAAACGCGUGCCGAGCCAUCGGACUCCUGGGCCGCGAUCCGGAGAGCGUCGAACACAUUUGCCACGCCGGUGUCUGCCAGGUGUUUGCGAAAAUUCUCAAAGGAGGACACAUGAAGGUCCAAGUUGUGGUGGCUUGGGCAAUCUCAGAAUUCGCCGCGAUUCAUCCCAAAUCCCAAGACCAUUUCGCCCAAACCAACACAAUCCCUCUCUUGGUUAGCCAUCUUGCUUUCGAGACAAUCCAAGAACACAGCAAGUAUUUGAUCGCCAGCAAGCAGCAGGGGAUGUCCAUCCACACCGUCGUGAUGGCCAAUUCCGGCUCCUCAUCUUCCGCUUCAACCAAUAACCCUUACGAGGACAAGAAGAAAAACUCUCACCAUGGCCAAGUCACUCACCCAAUGGCACACGAGAGAAGCACAGAAAUGCACAAUGUGGUGACCGACACAAUGGCUGCCAAAGCCAAAAACCACAAGGGAGUAAACCAGCGGCCGAAGCAUCCUCAGCCGCAGCAGCAAGUGGCCUUCCCCGGGAACAGCAUCAAGGGGAGGGAAUACGAGUCUCCGGAGACAAAAGCAGAGAUGAAGGCCAUGUCCGCCAGAUCACUCAGGCAUCUCUGCGCUGGAAACGUUAGCAUUUGCAGAAGCAUAACAGAGUCAAAGGCACUCCUCUGUUUCGCUGUUUUGUUAGAAAAGGGGAUGGAGGACGUCAGGUAUCACUCCGCAAUGGCUUUGCUGGAAAUCACGGCGGUGGCAGAGCAGAAUUCGGACUUGCGCCGCUCGGCUUUCAAGCCCACCGCACCCGCCGCCAAGGCGGUGGUGGACCAGUUACUGAGAAUCAUAACCAAAGCCGAUGAUUCCGACCUCUUGAUUCCCAGCAUAGCUUCCAUUGGGAACCUAGCCAGGACAUUUCGAGCAUCUGAGACCCGGACCAUUGCUCCUCUGGUGUCUCUGCUCGACGAACGCGAGCCAGAGAUCAUCAGAGAAGCAACGAUCGCGCUCAACAAGUUCACGUUGACAGAAAACUUCCUCCAUGUCAACCACUGCAAAGCCAUCAUCCAACAAGGGGGAGCCAAGCACUUGGUCCCCCUCAUUUACUUCGGCGAACAGAUGGUCCAAAUCCCCGCCAUAACUCUGCUGUCUUAUAUCGCGAUGAGCGUUCCAGACAGCGAGGAGUUGGCCCAGGAAGACGCGUUCAUAGUUUUCGAGUGGUCGACGAAGCAGGCACACUUGAUGCAGGACCCUAGAGUUGUAGCACUUGUGUCUGAAGGGAGAAAGAGUUUGGAACUUUAUCAGUCUAGAGGAUCAAGAGGGUAUUGAGUCUUAACACACACACACACAUCCAUAUAAUCAUGUCAGAAUACAUUAGAUCACAUUAAAAAUGAAUUUAAAUAUAAUAAAUAUAACUUGAAUUA
Molecule: messenger RNA, 2195 nt
Organism: Cuscuta campestris
Lineage: Eukaryota; Viridiplantae; Streptophyta; Magnoliopsida; Solanales; Convolvulaceae
Source: the annotation of a GenBank genome assembly